AUGCGGCAUUUGCUUAUGCAUGCAUCUGGUAUUGGAGUCAAUGCUGCAGUAGAACUUGAGUCUUAUACAUUGAAUGAUACUUUCAUACAAAUAAAUUUGGGCGACGUUCUUAAAAAAUAUUUCAAUAGUACAGAUGGCUGGUUACCUAUUCCACCUGGAAACAAAACUUUUUACUCAAAUGCGGGUACUAAUUUAGCAGCAUAUAUUAUUGAACGUUUGGCUGGAAUGCGAUUUGAACACUAUGUUCAGGAAAAAAUAUUGAAACCGUUGGUCGAAGGUGUGGCAGUGGAUGCAAGUGGUACUGUUUAUUCAUCAGGAUUCGAUCGUGUCGUUAAAUGGCCUUCUGUUAUGAAUGGAACCACGCCGCAGGGAAUUGUGAUUGCUGGUGGACACAGUAUAGGCAAUGCAACGACUCAACUCAAUAAUCCACUAGGUAUUCAUGUCGAUCCAUCGGGUGAGGAUGUCUACAUAGCUGAUGCAUGGAAUCACCGCAUUGUACGUGUCGGAUCUGAUGGAAAAAUCACUAUUCUUGCUUUAAAUGACAUUGUCAAUCCAACCGAUAUCACCACGGACAUUUAUGGUAAUUUAUACGUACCCCUUGCUUUUGGACGAGUUCAAAUGUAUACAUUCGAUAAGAGUUCUUGUGCUGCUAGUGGUGAGCUCUUUCUCUCGAUAAAUGACUAA
Molecule: messenger RNA, 684 nt
Organism: Rotaria sp. Silwood1
Lineage: Eukaryota; Metazoa; Rotifera; Eurotatoria; Philodinida; Philodinidae
Source: the annotation of a GenBank genome assembly